AUGUGUACAGGAGAGUGUUCUAAGUUUGUUGCCAUCCCCCUCUAUGUCUUGGCUGCAGUGUCAGUCAUCUGCAACAUCAUGCUCUUCUUCCCUGACUUUAAAACAGAGUAUGCAGCCAAAGACAGUUCAGGAUCGGACCAAAUCACUGAAGAAGUCAAAUAUAUGGGGGGCCUGAUAGGAGGAGGAAUCUUGGUCCUCAUUCCUGCCAUCCACAUUCAUUUAACGAGUGGUAAAAACUGCUGUGCCAACCGCUGUGGGAUGUUCCUGUCCAUUGGUUUUGCAGCAGUUGGUGUAGCGGGGGCUGUGUACAGUCUGAUUAUUGCUGGCCUGGGCCUCACUAAUGGGCCAUUGUGCUGCACUGGAACUGUAGCCAAUUGUAAGUGGGGGACACCUUUCAUGAACAGUAGUGGGAGCUACCUGACUGACAAGGACCUGUGGAAAACGUGUGUAAAGCCUGAGAAUGUAGUUGAGUUCAAUGUGGGACUGUUCUCCACGCUGCUAGUGGCAGCAGGCAUUGAGCUCAUCCUCUGUGUCAUCCAGAUGGUCAAUGGACUGUUUGGAUGUAUCUGCGGUACCUGUGCCAGCAAGAAGUCUUGA
Messenger RNA from Chelmon rostratus (copperband butterflyfish), 597 nucleotides. Its product is annotated as transmembrane 4 L6 family member 5-like. Gene Ontology annotation, cellular component: membrane. The transcript is spliced from 5 exons. The record is from RefSeq and is a predicted model, not a curated record. Lineage: Eukaryota; Metazoa; Chordata; Actinopteri; Chaetodontiformes; Chaetodontidae. The coding region runs from base 1 to 597 and encodes 198 amino acids.